Mytilus californianus (California mussel) is the source of this 2268-nucleotide messenger RNA. RefSeq lists its product as uncharacterized. The coding region runs from base 271 to 1944 and encodes 557 amino acids. The record is from RefSeq and is a predicted model, not a curated record. The transcript has 8 exons. NCBI's taxonomy places the organism in Eukaryota, Metazoa, Mollusca, Bivalvia, Mytilida, Mytilidae.
GUGUAAAUUUGUACGCGCGAAGACAUGUAAAUCCGGCUUUUGUUGUGAAAUCCCAAUACGUGUCAAAGGAAAUUUUUGAAAGAGGUGUAUAUAUAAGUUAUCCGGAAGUUGAUAAAUGAAUGUGUGAAACUCUCACGAAAUAUUUAUGAAUAGUCCUCGAGGAUAGCAUAUGGAUAGGUCAAAUGACUGCAUGACCAAAAGAUUUCAAUGAUUAUUCUAUGACUUGAAUUCAUUUAAAACAGGAUUAACAUUAACGUUGGAUGAACAACGAUGGUAAAAAUGGAUGAUCCAAACUACUGCAAUAACAAUUUUGCAGGAGCACAAGAACGAGUUACUAAAAAAUCCUAUCUUCAAAUGUUUGUGGAUUAUUUUACCGGAAAUGGAAAAAUCAAAAAUAUCUAUAUAUAUCCCGACAUUUCUGUUGAACAAGGAAGGCAGACAUUAGAUAUACUUAGUUACAAAGAAGAAUCAGGUCGUGCCAAGUUGGAUAUUACACUGCCCACUGGUUCUAAGUUUAAAUACUUCUCAAAAACUCAAGCUGGAACUGUAUUCCAAGCUGAAAUUUUAAAACAAUACGUUUUAAAUGAAAAUACCGUCAAACGUAAAGAGAGAACAGAGAAGAAAAAGCGACAAAGCUUAGAGAAUGUUGUUACACAAGAUGAAACAACAUUUAUUGAUAAGAAUAUACAAGAUAAUCCACAUUUUCGACAACUGGACAACAUCCAAAGCUUGUUGAAUGAGACCCUGUGUCAGUCAGUUCCAUUCCAAAAUGUCAGUUCUGGUUCCAGUAGAGGUAGAAAAGAACAAGAAAAAGGCUCGAGUAUGGCCAUUACCUACAGGGGAGAAGAAACUAGACUCAAGUCUUAUAGCACAGAAGAACUAUACAUAGAUCAACAAGCAUGUUUGCUGAUAUCGCUGAAAUAUUCGAAAGGGAAUAUGCAACGUAGAAAACCGUGCAUGCUCUUUAUUUGCAGAGACAAAAUGUAUUCACCGUCUGCGUUUUUGCAGAAAGUACAAGGAAAAGGACAAGAGGAGUUUAACCAAGCUAUAUAUGUAACAGCGUUUUCCGAAACGGACGGUUACCUCAACAUUGAAUUUAUGAAAGGUAUAAGUAAAGAGUUGGCAAUCUCAAUUGCAAAGGUAAUAAAAAAUAAUAGUUUAGAUCUGGAACUAAUACGACUAGCAGAUAUCCUUCGUUUAUUCGAAACAAAUGACAUUUUCGAACAAACCAACUUGCUAAGUUCCGACAUCAAUCCGGAAGAUUCAAUUACGGACCCGGGAAAAGAUAACGAUAACCAUUUUAAUGACAUUAACGAUAAUUGUAUUCAGAAUAAUGGUAUGAAUACUUAUCAGGAAAGUACGGACUGGCUUAUUAGAAAUCAUGUGAAUGACCACACAGAUAGUAAUGCAGUACUUUCUGAUAGAAACAAGUUUACUGAACCAAAAACUCUAAACGUUGGUAACAAUAAUACCGAAAAGAAAUUGCGCAAUAAUACAGGAUUACAAACGCAAUGGACUGACCGAUCGAAAAUGAAAAAUUCUAAAGUAAGAACACAAUCAAAGCCUGUCCGAGAAUUAAAAAUAUAUUUGCAAUCAGUAGAAGUUGACUUUGGGGGUUUAGUAAAUGAAUAUUUUGGAGAUAAUAUGAUACGACAAGCAGUUUAUGGCUUCUGUAGUCCAGAUGUUGAUCGGCGAAGUAAGACUUCAUUUGAUAGACCGAACGUUCCUUGGCCUAGCAUGCACCCACUCUUACCAUACAAACUACGAUACUUAGACGAAAACGAGGAAAUUUCACACCUACAUCGUAACCAGGAACAAUAUGAUGAAGUUCAGAAUGAUCUAAAUACCGAAAAUCGCGACAAUUACUCUAGUGAUGGGGAUGCUGAUCAAUAUGACAGUUGUGCUAGUGAUUUUACAGACGAAAUCGACAAUGAUAAUGGCUAAUAUGGGGGUUCCUAACCCCGUUGAAAGACGUCUUCAACGACCAUGUUAAAUGUGUAUUGAAUUAAUCUUAUAGGCAUUGCUAAAUACGACGUGGGAAAAACAAGAUUUAACCAAUUCAACAUAUUUUGUUAAUUAAAUAAAAUAACCGUUAGAGAAGAAAUUUUGUUAUUGAAAAGAAUAAAAGAACUGUUUAUUUUUAGAAUUGUAUUCUACUACAUUUGCAUAAAAAGAAAAGUACUUCUAACAUGUUCUUGUUUCUUACCAAUAUCUGUUUACGUUAAAUCACUAUUUUCGAUUUUUUUGUUAAUAAACAUACGUAAUGCU